GGGGCGGGAGCCAGGCCCGCCGGGUCGGCCCUGGCCGGCGCCGCGGGAACGGUGGCUCCGCCGCGGCGUUUCUGCUAUCAAGCCUCGGCUUUCCCUGAAGGCGCUACCGCCGCUUCCCCGGCAGGGCUCCGGUCGGCCUCGCUCGCCAGUCCCUGAAGAGAAGAAGCAAAGCUAAUGUGUAAAGAAGCAAGGCUGAGGAAAGAUUAUCUCUGGUUGUGGAUCAUAAGAGUUUGCAAUGGCAAUGCUCUGGAAAUUCAUGAGAGUAGCUAAGUAUUCUAAAACAGCAUUAGCACCAAAAGUAAAGGUAAGAGGAAUUCCCACCCAUUCAAAGCAUUCUUCAUCCAAGUCUGUACCUUCAGAUUUUGCUGCCAACACAACACCCUGCUCAAAUACUGUGGAACUGCUUGGUAAAGCUUAUCCUCAGGAUGACUACAGCAAUGUCACAGAGAAGAUUCUUUCCAAGGUGGGGAAGAACUUGCACAACAAAAAGCAUCACCCUUUGUGGCUUAUCAAGGAGCAGGUGAAGGACCACUUUUACAAACAAUAUGUAGGACGCCGUGGGACUCCGCUCUUUUCUGUCUAUGAUGGUCUUUCUCCAGUGGUUACAGUACAGCAGAAUUUUGAUAGUUUGCUUAUCCCACAAAACCAUGCCAGCAGAAGAAAAGAGGAUAACUAUUACUUGAAUCGUGAUCACAUGCUAAGAGCACAUACAUCAGCUCAUCAAUGGGACUUGAUACACUCUGGCCUGGAUGCCUUUCUGGCAGUGGGAGACGUCUAUCGCCGGGACACAAUUGAUAACACCCACUACCCAGUCUUCCAUCAGAUGGAAGGAGUUCGGCUCUUCUCCUGUCAUGAGUUGUUCUCCAACAUUAAAGAUGGUGAAGGCUUACAGUUGUUUGAGCAAGGUCAUCGCACCGCACACAAGCAGGAGUGUCACACCAUGGAGGCGGUGAGGCUGGUGGAGUUCAACCUGAAGCAAGUGCUCACAAAGCUCAUGACUCACAUCUUUGGUGAUGGACUGCAAGUCAGAUGGGUAGACUGCUACUUCCCGUUUACUCACCCUUCCUUUGAGAUGGAGAUCAACUUCCAAGGAGAAUGGAUGGAGGUCCUGGGCUGCGGGGUCAUGGAGCAACAGCUAGUUAACUCAGCUGGUGCUCAAGAUAAAAUUGGCUGGGCGUUUGGCUUGGGUUUGGAGAGGCUGGCCAUGAUCCUGUACGAUAUCCCUGACAUCCGACUCUUCUGGAGUGAAGAUGAACGCUUCUUGAAGCAGUUUAUUGUGCCUCACAUUUGGCAAAAAAUAAAAUUCCAGCCUCUCAGCAGAUACCCACCUUUGAUCAAUGACAUCUCCUUUUGGCUGCCUUCUGAGACAUACUCGAAGAAUGAUUUCUAUGAUUUGGCUCGAACCGUUGGUGGAGACCUGAUAGAAAAGGUUGUCCUAGUGGAUGAAUUUACCCAUCCAAAGACAAAGAAGGUCAGCCAUUGCUACCGUAUCGUUUACCGCCACCCGGAGAGGACUCUAACGCAGGAGGAGGUGCAUCGCAUCCAUCAAGCUAUUGAAGAAUCAGCAGUUCGAGAACUUGGGGUUGAGGGCAGAUUCUAACAUAGCUGGUCCAAAGCCCUAAUGACAGUUGCUUUUUCUUUUUUUUUGAUUUUUCUCUUUUUACUCUUUUUGUCUUUUUGGGAUGGGGAAUACAGGUAAAGAAAGGGGGUUUGUGACUGAACCUAGCACGUAGAAAAUGACUGAUAAAUGGGCAAUGGUAAAACUACCAGAUAAUAAACAUUACUACUGAGAAA
Messenger RNA from Calidris pugnax (ruff), 1794 nucleotides. It is a transcript of the gene FARS2, whose product is annotated as phenylalanyl-tRNA synthetase 2, mitochondrial. The record is from RefSeq and is a predicted model, not a curated record. Lineage: Eukaryota; Metazoa; Chordata; Aves; Charadriiformes; Scolopacidae. Gene Ontology annotation, biological process: phenylalanyl-tRNA aminoacylation. Bases 236 to 1600 code for a protein of 454 amino acids. Gene Ontology annotation, molecular function: ATP binding; tRNA binding; phenylalanine-tRNA ligase activity. Gene Ontology annotation, cellular component: mitochondrion; cytoplasm. The transcript is spliced from 8 exons.